GAGCCGGAUCAGAAGGAACGAAUGCUGAGAAAUCACUGACGAAGACGAAGCUGAGCUAGAAUGCUUCGUCAUAGGAAGGAUGACGAGCCGGUGGCACCAUCCCCGCCUGUCUUUCCGGCUGUAUCGCCCUGGAAACUGUCCUCAAUUAUACUUACUCUUCUUCAUGUGUAGCAUACUGUGAAAGCAUUGGAAAAAUGACAUCUCCGCUACUACAACACCAGGGCCUCCGUGCGACUUUUACGGGGAUUGAGAGGGUGUCGGAGGGAGUCACGGUGAAUGAGUUUAGGGGUAUCAAGUACGCAUCUGUCCCCGCGCGGUUUGAGCGGGCUCAGCCGGUGGAUGACUUUGGGGAUGCUGUGGUUGAUGCUUCUCAAUAUGGGCCGAGGUGUCCACAGGUCGAUGUUGAUGUUCGCCAUUUGCUGCGCAUCCCGGAGGACUUUCCAAUUGAAAAAGAGCUUGAGGAUGAAUUUGAAUGUCUGAACUUGGAUAUUACCUGUCCUCCGGCGUCUUCUGCCAAAGGACCUCUUCCUGUUCUUUUGUGGAUAUAUGGAGGAUCCCAGGUGGUGACGUUUUGCUCAGCUGCAUCGAAGAUCUGCGAUCCCGUCAAAAUUGUCGCGGACUCUAUCAAAACCGGCCAGCCUAUUAUCUUCGUCUCAAUCAACUACCGACUCAAUAUCUUCAGCUUUGGUGACGGCAAGGAGAAGAACCUUGCUGUCAAGGAUCAGAAACUGGGUAUUGAAUGGGUGCGGAACAACAUCUCCGCCUUUGGAGGCGAUCCAAACAACAUCACAUUGGCUGGAGAGAGUGCUGGGGCGGUAUAUACUCAUGCUCAUCUAGUCACCGGUACACCUGUUAAGAGGGCCGUUCUGGCUUCUGGAUCGCUCUAUCUCUCUUCUCCCUUGCCGGUUGAGAAGGGUCAAGGUCUCAUCAAGGCGCUGGAAGCCAAGGUGCAGGAACUGGGCGAGCCGUCACUCCGGCUGUCGUCGGUGCCCGCUCUAUUGCAGGCAUUGAAGGGGUGCAAUGUGAACACCAUGUGGAUACAAGAGGAUGAGGAUUUUCAAGGAUGGGAAGGCAAGUCUGAGUUAGUGGACGAACUCAUGAUUGGCGAUACGGAGUAUGAGUCGGUCAUCUGGAGGAACGGAAUCGAGACAUUCGAUGGAGAAGCCAUUACUGCAGCGUUUUCGCAGGAUGAGAAAUGGGGCACAAAGUUACGCAAGAUGUAUCAGGUUGUCGCUGAUCGACCAACCGCCUGCAAGCUGGGUGCACUGGAUCUUGUGAAUGAUGUCCGUUAUACACUGCCGGUGGAAGUCGUAGCCGAGAAACUGCAGGCAGCAGGGAAACGAGUCUACAAGUAUGUGAUUGACCAGGCCAACCCGUGGCAGGCAUCCAGCCGAGCCCAUCACGCUGUUGACCUGCUGUUCUUGUUUGAUGGCGUCGACCUGUCCUUCAACCCUGCUGCACAAGCUGUCGGUCAGGAGAUGCGGACGCGUUGGGUACAGUUCGUCAACGGGGGUAGUCCGUGGUCUACGGAGCGAAGAUUCGCCUACGGACCUCUGGGGAGCUGUGGAGAGAUUUCUGAAGCGCAAUUUGCGUCUAGACGACGGGUCGAGCAUGUUCAAGCUCUAAGAGAGGCUGGGAUGGGUGUCUAUAUGCCUGUUGUAUUUGCCUUGACGGCAGGCAAGAUUAGCUUGUUGAAUUAG
Molecule: messenger RNA, 1700 nt
Organism: Aspergillus eucalypticola CBS 122712
Lineage: Eukaryota; Fungi; Ascomycota; Eurotiomycetes; Eurotiales; Aspergillaceae
Product: putative carboxylesterase
Exons: 6
Coding region: 195-1700 (501 amino acids)
Source: RefSeq, a predicted model, not a curated record